Elephantulus edwardii (Cape elephant shrew) is the source of this 3492-nucleotide messenger RNA. It is a transcript of the gene PRDM10, whose product is annotated as PR domain containing 10. The coding region runs from base 1 to 3492 and encodes 1163 amino acids. NCBI's taxonomy places the organism in Eukaryota, Metazoa, Chordata, Mammalia, Macroscelidea, Macroscelididae. The transcript has 22 exons. The record is from RefSeq and is a predicted model, not a curated record. Gene Ontology annotation, molecular function: protein binding. Gene Ontology annotation, cellular component: nucleus.
AUGGACCCCAAAGCUGAAAAUUCCCAUGUGUGGCCCACAUCUGCAGAACACCAACAGAACGCUGCUCAGGUGCACUUUGUUCCGGAUGCUGGAACUGUGGCUCAGAUUGUCUACACCGAUGAGCAGGGGCGUCCCCCGCAGCAGGUGGUGUAUACAGCAGAUGGUGCCUCCUACACGUCGGUGGAUGGUCCAGAGCACACACUGGUUUACAUCCAUCCUGUGGAAGCUGCCCAGACUCUGUUUACAGACCCAGGCCAGGUCACUUAUGUUCAACAGGAUGCUACAGCUCAGCAGGCCUCAUUACCAGUACAUAACCAGGUUUUACCUUCAAUUGAGAGUGUGGACGGUUCAGACCCUUUAGCAACUCUUCAGAAUCCCAUCGGGAGAUUAGAGGCAAAAGAGGAAGAGGAUGAGGAUGAGGACUCUGAAGAAUAUGAGGAGGAAGAUGUUGAAGACACAGACAUGGACGACUGGGAACCAGAUCCACCUCGGCCCUUUGACCCUCAUGACUUAUGGUGUGAGGAGUGUAACAAUGCUCAUUCGUCAGUGUGUCCAAAGCAUGGCCCGUUGCAUCCUAUCCCCAACCGGCCAGUGCUCACAAGAGCCAGGGCCAGCCUGCCUUUGGUCCUCUACAUAGACAGGUUCCUGGGAGGUGUCUUCUCCAAGAGGCGCAUCCCCAAACGCACCCAGUUUGGUCCUGUGGAGGGUCCCCUGGUCCGAGAGUCUGAGCUGAAAGACCGUUACAUUCACCUAAAGAUUUCUCUUGAUAAAGGGGACAGAAAAGACCGGGAUUUGCAUGAAGACCUGUGGUUUGAGUUGUCUGAUGAGACUCUUUGUAACUGGAUGAUGUUUGUCCGCCCAGCCCAGAAUCACCUAGAACAGAACCUGGUAGCUUACCAAUAUGGCCACCAUGUAUAUUACACAACAAUAAAGAACAUAGAGCCCAAGCAGGAACUUAAGGUGUGGUAUGCUGCAUCUUAUGCCGAGUUUGUGAACCAGAAAAUUCAUGACAUUUCUGAGGAAGAAAGGAAAGUUCUUCGAGAACAAGAAAAGAAUUGGCCCUGCUAUGAAUGUAACCGCCGAUUCAUAAGCUCAGAGCAGCUGCAGCAGCAUCUCAAUACCCAUGAUGAGAAACUGGAUGUAUUUAGCAGAACAAGAGGCAGAGGAAGAGGACGAGGAAAGAGGCGAUUUGGCCCAGGUCGACGGCCAGGGCGCCCUCCAAAAUUUAUCCGUUUGGAUAUAGGCAGUGAAAAUGGAGAAAAGUGUGACGACGGGACACAGGACUUGCUUCAUUUUUCCAGCAAGGAGCAUUUUGACGAGGGUGAGACUGCUGCUCUGAAUGGUCUUGAUCAACCGGAUCAGCCCUCUCUCUCAGUACCUCAGUUGCCACAGGACACGCAGUCAUCUUUGGAACAUGACGCUGGGGCACACACCCUGCAUCUGCAUCCAGAGCAUGACGAGAGCGUAGUCCCCACUCAGAGUACCCUGACGGCUGACGAUAUGCGGCGAGCCAAACGCAUCCGCCUGGAGCUGCAGAACGCAGCUCUUCAGCAUCUGUUUAUUCGGAAAUCUUUUCGGCCUUUUAAAUGCCUGCAGUGUGGGAAGGCCUUCCGUGAAAAGGACAAACUAGACCAGCACUUGCGCUUCCAUGGGCGGGAGGGGAACUGCCCCCUGACCUGUGACCUCUGUAACAAGGGCUUCCUCAGCAGCGCCUCCCUGGAGAACCACAUGAAGCUCCAUUCUGAUCAGAAGACUUACUCUUGCAUUUUUUGCCCAGAGUCCUUUGACCGUCUUGAUUUGUUGAAAGAUCAUGUGGCCAUCCAUAUCAAUGAUGGUUACUUCACCUGCCCAACUUGUAAAAAACGUUUCCCAGAUUUCAUCCAGGUGAAAAAGCAUGUGCGCAGCUUCCACUCAGAAAAGAUAUACCAGUGCACAGAAUGUGACAAGGCCUUCUGUCGUCCUGAUAAACUGCGCCUCCACAUGCUCCGGCACUCAGACCGCAAAGAUUUCCUGUGUUCUACAUGUGGAAAGCAGUUUAAGCGUAAAGAUAAACUUCGGGAGCACAUGCAAAGAAUGCACAAUCCUGAAAGGGAAGCCAAGAAAGCAGACCGCAUCAGUCGCUCUAAGACCUUCAAGCCUCGCAUCACAUCCACAGACUACGACAGCUUCACGUUCAAGUGCCGCCUGUGCAUGAUGGGCUUUCGGAGGCGAGGCAUGCUGGUAAAUCACUUAUCAAAGAGACAUCCUGACAUGAAGAUAGAAGAAGUGCCAGAAUUAACUCUGCCCAUCAUAAAACCUAACCGUGAUUACUUUUGUCAGUAUUGUGAUAAGGUUUAUAAAAGUGCCAGUAAGCGUAAAGCACAUAUCCUGAAGAACCACCCAGGAGCUGAGCUCCCGCCAAGCAUCCGGAAACUUCGUCCUGCUGGACCUGGAGAGCCUGAUCCCAUGCUGAGUACUCACACCCAGCUUACAGGGACCAUAGCAACUCCUCCUGUCUGCUGCCCUCACUGCUCCAAGCAGUACAGUAGCAAGACCAAAAUGGUACAGCACAUUCGAAAGAAGCAUCCGGAAUAUGCCCAGCUCCCCAGCGGUGUGCAUGCCCCCUUGACCACAGCUGUGAUCAGCACCACACCAGCUGUCUUAACCACGGACAGUGCCACUGGGGAGACGGUGGUGACAACUGACCUGCUCACUCAAGCCAUGACAGAGCUGUCGCAGACUCUAACAACUGACUACCGGACCCCACAGGGGGAUUACCAGAGAAUUCAGUACAUCCCUGUGUCGCAAUCCACCUCUGGUCUCCAGCAGCCACAGCACAUACAGCUGCAAGUGGUGCAAGUGGCCGCGGCCACUUCACCUCACCAGUCUCAGCAGUCCACUGUAGAUGUUGGUCAGCUCCAUGACCCUCAGACAUACACCCAGCAUGCUAUUCAGGUGCAGCACAUCCAGGUCACUGAGCCCACCACCUCGGCUCCUUCCUCAUCUCAGGUAGCUGGCCAGCCAUUGAGUCCUUCUGCCCAGCAGUCUCAACAGGGUCUCAGCCCCUCCCACAUACAAAGCAAUUCCUCAGGCCAAGGCCAGUCUCUGCAGCAGCACCAGCAGCAACCGCAACAGCAGCAGCAAAGUUCAUCUGUACAACAACACACAUAUCUACCCAAUGCUUGGAAUUCCUUCCGAGGCUACUCCUCUGAGAUCCAAAUGAUGACCCUUCCCCCUGGUCAGUUUGUGAUUACAGAUAGUGGUGUGGCAGCUCCAGUUACCAGUGGCCAAGUAAAGGCAGUUACUCCGGGCCAUUAUGUCUUAUCAGAAAGUCAACCAGAAUUGGAGGAGAAGCAGACUUCUGCACUUUCCAGUGGAGUCCAGGUUCAGCCAGCUGUGCACAGUGACACCUUGGACCCCCAGACAACUAGCCAACCACAGACCACACAGUACAUCAUCACCACCACCACCAAUGGGAAUGGAAGUAAUGAAGUACACAUCACUAAGCCAUAA